Messenger RNA from Humulus lupulus (European hop), 1438 nucleotides. RefSeq lists its product as uncharacterized. The record is from RefSeq and is a predicted model, not a curated record. Bases 331 to 1197 code for a protein of 288 amino acids. Gene Ontology annotation, cellular component: ESCRT-0 complex. NCBI's taxonomy places the organism in Eukaryota, Viridiplantae, Streptophyta, Magnoliopsida, Rosales, Cannabaceae. Gene Ontology annotation, biological process: protein transport to vacuole involved in ubiquitin-dependent protein catabolic process via the multivesicular body sorting pathway; protein targeting to vacuole. The transcript has 10 exons. Gene Ontology annotation, molecular function: ubiquitin binding; metal ion binding; phosphatidylinositol-3-phosphate binding.
AAAUGUGGGUAACCCGAACCGAAAGCCAAACGGGUAUGGCAUUGGAGGAUUCGAAGGUGAAGAAAGAGUUGGCUGACUGUCUGACCUGAUGAAUUGAUGAUCAUCCUUCUUCCAUCUGUAAAAUUAAUACAAAACUCUGAACUAUUGUAACCUUCCUCUUCACACUCAGAUCUUUGAUUUGAUCCCUCUGCCCUAAACCCAAUUUAUCCAUUAUCCAUACAUAUACAUAAAUAUAUAUAGAAUUUGACACUCGUCAUUUGGAUCAGAAAUAUAUAUAUAUAUAUAUAUAUAUACACUCGUACAUCUAUCUAUGUACAUGCGAUAAUCGACAUGGAGCCUCCAACUUUCCAAGAAGCAGCGCGCUGCGAUGUCUGCAAAUGCAGCUUCAACACCUUCAGGCGACGGCACCAUUGUCGAUGUUGUGGGAGGACAUUGUGUAAUGAACAUUCAUCAAAUCAAUUGGCUUUACCUCAGUUUGGCAUUCAAUCAGCUGUCAGAGUUUGUGCUGAUUGUUUUAAUGAUUCCUCACGACCAGUGCAAAACAAUGUACGAGUUUCUUCAAAUGAAGCUGAUUCUGUAACAGAUGCAGUUUCUAAUUUAAGCAUUGGUGAUGAUGUACAAUUGAAGACAGAACCAACUGUAGAGCAUCCCCCUGCAGUAGGCAUCAUGGAGUGCAAGUGUGGAAUGCCUCUAUGCAUUUGUGAAGCUCCUGCCCCAUCAGCAGAUGCACUUCCCCUGCCGAAGAAACCCUCAUCCGCAUCCAUUGCUCGGUCAAAUCCAAAACCGAAGAAAACAGAAACUGCAUUCAAGAAUAAAGGUUCCACGUCACAUAGCAAGCCUAGUUCUGUUUUCAAUCCAGGACAAGUCUACAAUGGUAUGUCAGACAAAUCUCAGAUGGAUUAUGAUGUCAAUGGAGAGGGAAUGAGAGAAGCUAUUAAGAAUGGUGACACUGCUGCAGUCAAGAAGCUUCUGAGUCAGGGUGUAGAUGCAAACUACCAUGACAAGCAAGGGUUGUCUUUGCUACAUUUGGCGGCUGUUUUCAAUCAAACCGAUAUAGUUUUUUCCCUCAUGGAAAGCGGAGCCAACCUGAACUACAAGAAUGCUCAGGGGGAAACUCCACUGGAUUGUGCUCCUGCUACUUUGCAAUAUAAAAUGCGAGAGAAGAUAAAAGAGCUCGAGCAGUUGGGCCAGCAGUAGAGCUGAGAAAGUUGUGCAUAUGAUUUUCACCACAUUAAGGCUUUAAACCACUUUUGCAAUUGAUGUGUUUCCUCUCAUGGAAGUUGUUUGCGAGAAGUACUAUAUUCAUGCAUUUGCCAUCUGUAAGAACCACGGUAUAGGACGCAUGCUACAAUUCAUGAAUCAAUAGUCAAUAAUCAUGCUUGUGCCUAUGAGAUUCCCUUUAUAAUUUAUUUAUAAAGGCAAUGCAGAAUUUUCUCUA